GACAGAAUUGGGCUGCACUGGCGGGCCAAGCUGGCUUUGCAGACCAGGUCCCUCGGAGGCCCAUCCACCAGAAGCUCCGCCUGCAGGAGCCCGCCCACGAAAGCCCCGCCCGCGAGCGUCUAGCUUCCCGGCUCCCCGGCUCGCCCUGCGUUCGGGAAGUGCUGCGGACCCAUGGGUGAGGACUGGGUGCUGGGCCCGGCGGCGGGCUCCUCCUUGCUGCUGUGCUCGGCGUUGCUGGCCGCGGGGUGCGCUCUGGGCCUGCGCCUGGGCCACGGGCGGAGCGCGGUGGAGCGUGGGGUGCUGGCCUGGCUCUGCUACGAUGCCCUGGUGCACUUCGUGCUGGAAGGCGCUUUUGUCUACUUGUCUGUAGUGGGGAAUGUUGCAGAUUCCCAAGGCUUGAUUGCAUCUCUAUGGAAAGAGUAUGGCAAGGCUGAUGGAAGAUGGCUGUAUUCUGACCCAACCAUUGUGUCUCUGGAAAUUCUGACUGUUGUCUUGGAUGGGUUUCUGGCAUUGGUUCUCAUUUACGCCAUAGUCAAGGAGAAAUAUUACAGGCACUUCAUACAGAUCACCUUGUGCGUGUGUGAACUCUACGGUGGCUGGAUGACCUUCUUCCCUGAGUGGCUUGUGGGAAGCCCCAACCUCAACACCAAGAGCUGGCUCUACUUUUGGGUCUAUUUGGUGUUUUUUAAUGGCCUGUGGGUUCUGAUCCCAGGACUGCUGCUGUGGCAGUCAUGGAGGGAACUAAAGGAGACAUAUUUCCAAGGGGCCGAUUUAGAGAAAAAGUAUGAGUAAAGUCUGGGAAACAUUGUGCUCUGAUGUUCUGCUGUAUGAGUCAGGAUUGACCGGACAUUCUAGUCAAUACUUCCUUUUUACAGUGUUGCUUCCAGACAACCGUUACAGAUGGAUGGGAGGGCGACAAACGUGGCUGUUUGUUUGUGUCCUUUGAUUGAAUGACAAUAUAAAGAAAGGAGGACAUGGGGUGUGGUGCUUGCCUUAGUAUUCCCAAGACCCCGAGCUGCACUCUCAACACUACAAAGGGGUGGCGGGUAAGUUUUCACUUGUAAUAAGAUCAUAUUAAAUUAGAUGCUCUUAUGACUUGCAUAAGUGUUAUGCCAUGUUAGUGAAUGGUAUUGCAGAAUACUGUAAAGAGCAGGAUAAAUUUUUAUUCCAAAAGAA
This is a messenger RNA of Peromyscus californicus insignis, 1176 nucleotides long. RefSeq names its product EBP like (gene Ebpl). The coding region runs from base 172 to 792 and encodes 206 amino acids. The record is from RefSeq and is a predicted model, not a curated record. NCBI's taxonomy places the organism in Eukaryota, Metazoa, Chordata, Mammalia, Rodentia, Cricetidae. Gene Ontology annotation, biological process: sterol metabolic process. Gene Ontology annotation, cellular component: endoplasmic reticulum; membrane. The transcript is spliced from 4 exons. Gene Ontology annotation, molecular function: cholestenol delta-isomerase activity.